GGCCGCGACAGUCAUCUCGGAAGGCGAGGAGCCCUCCCCCAAAGAACUACCACUCCCACAGUGCUCCGCGCGCCAGCGUAGCGGCAGCCUUCAUAGGGGGAGGGGCAAAAUGGCUGCGGCUAAUCCGAGCAAGAGGAGUCGUGGCUGAGCUUAUUUCAGCUUGCAAAACUGAAGACAAAUUCCUGGCUAACAAUGCCUGAUACUAACACUUUGACAGAAGCAUCUUUAAGACUCAAAAAGAUCAUGUAUCUUGAGGAAGUAAAACCUCAUGUGUAUAUAAAAGCUUCAGGCUGGGGAAGAAAAUGAACCCACCGCACAAUUAAUACCAACUAAAAAAUUACUUUGCAACUGGUUUUCGUAUCAGUCGUUGAUUAAUCUUCAUGUCCAGCAUUAUUUGAUCCUGAUUUCUGAAUCAUGGGACGGACAGUCUUCUAGUACAUUACAUGAAUACUGCUAAACUGAGCUGAAAAGAUGCUGAACUGUUGAAAAAGGACAGCUAAAAAGAAUAGAAUACGUGGAAAGUAACCUCGCGUACAGGAUGAGGCAAUAUGUUCAAGUUCCGACAGUUGAACAGGAAAAUACCUAUGACUACAAUCCUGCAUGGGAGCCAAGUCCAUUUAUGCGUUUGGGAGUAUGCUGUUGCUGUUCUGCUUUGCGCCCUCGUUACAAACGUCUGGUGGAUAACAUAUUCCCCGAAGACCCCAAAGAUGGUCUUGUUAAAGCUGAUAUGGAGAAGCUGACUUUCUAUGCAGUUUCUGCACCAGAGAAGCUGGAUCGAAUUGGAGCUUACCUAGCAGAGAGACUGAGCAGAGAUGUUGUCAGACAUCGCUACGGGUAUGUUUUAAUCGCCAUGGAGGCACUGGACCAACUUCUAAUGGCUUGCCAUUCUCAAAGCAUUAAACCAUUUGUGGAAAGUUUCCUUCAGAUGGUGGCCAAGCUUCUAGAGUCCGGGGAACCAAAGCUGCAAGUUCUUGGAACCAAUUCUUUUGUCAAAUUUGCCAACAUUGAGGAAGACACCCCUUCAUAUCACAGACGCUAUGACUUUUUUGUUUCUCGAUUUAGUGCCAUGUGUCAUUCCUGUCACAGUGAUCCAGAAACACGAACUGAGAUCCGGAUUGCUGGAAUCAGAGGCAUUCAGGGAGUAGUACGUAAAACAGUUAAUGAUGAGCUCAGAGCAACCAUAUGGGAGCCUCAGCAUAUGGACAAGAUAGUUCCCUCGCUGCUGUUUAAUAUGCAGAAGAUAGAAGACCUUGACAGUCGAAUUGGCCCACCCUCUUCGCCUACAGGAGGAGAGAAAGAGGAGAACCCUGCUCUGCUGGCCGAGAAUUGUUUUAGAGAACUGUUGGGCCGAGCAACCUAUGGAAAUAUGAACAAUGCUGUUAGACCAGUUUUUGCACAUUUAGACCAUCACAGACUAUGGGACCCCAAUGAAUUUGCUGUCUCCUGCUUCAAAAUCAUCAUGUAUUCUAUACAGGCACAAUACUCCCAUCAUGUAAUACAGGAGACUCUUGGACACCUUGAUGCUCGCAAAAGGGAUUCGCCACGAGUCCGAGCAGGCAUUAUUCAGGUUCUUUUGGAAGCAGUUGCCAUUGCUGCUAAAGGAUCCAUAGGCCCAACUGUCUUGGAAGUGUUUAAUACUCUACUGAAGCACUUGCGUCUCAGUGUUGAUUUUGAAUUAGGUGAGAGGCGUAGCUCAACUGGCAGUGCCAGUUUCAGCACAAGCUCCAAAGAAAGCGACGAGAGGAUUGUCCAGAAUGCCAUUAUUCAAACAAUUGGGUUUUUUGGGAGCAAUCUCCCAGAUUACCAGCGGUCAGAGAUUAUGAUGUUCGUUAUGGGGAAAGUACCUGUUUUUGGGACAUCCUCACAUUCGCUGGAUACAAGCCACCUUGGGGAUUUGGGAACUAGGCGGAUUCAGAUCAUGUUGCUGAGAUCUUUACUUAUGGUGACUUCAGGAUACAAUGCAAAGACUAUUGCUGCUGCUCUUCCUGCCCCAUUUCUUGAUCCUUUAUUGUCUCCUUCACUCAUGGAAGACUCUGAACUAAGACAGCUGGUCUUGGAAAUAUUGCAUAAUCUUAUUGAUCGACAUGACAACAGAGCAAAACUUAGAGGAAUAAGAAUAAUACCAGAUGUUUCUGAUCUAAAGAUAAAACGAGACAAAAUUUCAAGGCAAGACGUGAGCUUCAUGAAGAAGCAUGGGCAGCAGUUGUACAGGCACAUCUACUUAGGCUGUAAAGAAGAAGAUAAUGUCCAAAAGAAUUUUGAGCUGCUGUACACGUCUCUAGCUCUUAUAACAAUCGAACUAGCCAAUGAAGAAGUGGUUAUUGACCUCAUUCGGCUGGCCAUUGCUUUGCAGGAUAUCAUCAUUAUUAAUGAGGAUAACUUGCCAAUGUUCAAUCGCUGCGGUGUCAUGGCAUUGGUUGCAGCCUACCUCAACUUUCUAAGUCAGAUGAUUGCAGUCCCUGCCUUUUGCCAGCAUGUCAGCAAGGUCAUUGAAACACGAACUGUUGAAGCACCCUAUUUUCUACCAGAAAACAUCUUCAAAGACAAGCGCAUUCUUCCCAAAUCUUUGGAGAAGCAUGAAAAAAACUUGUUUUUCCUGACAAACAAGAUUGCAGAAUCAUUAGGCGGCAGUGGAUACAGUGUGGAAAGAUUGUCGGUGCCAUAUGUGCCCCAGGUAACAGAUGAAGAUAGACUCUCCAGAAGGAAGAGCGUUGUGGACACAGUAUCUAUUCAGGUGGAUAUUCUGCCUGGCAACAACACAGAGGAUAAGGUCAAUAAUACUGAAGAAAUCACCUUUGAAGCUUUGAAGAAAGCAAUUGAUAAUACUGGACUUGAAGAGCAGGAGAAAGAAAAGCGGCGUCUUGUGAUUGAAAAGUUCCAAAAAGCACCUUUUGAAGAAAUUGCAGCACAGUGUGAAACAAAAGCAAACUUUCUUCAUGAUAGACUUGCACAGAUAUUGGAGCUCACCAUUCGUCCUCCUCCUAGCCCCUCGGGAACGAUGACCAUUACUGCUGGACAUGCUCAUUACCAAUCCGUUCCAGUCUAUGAGAUGAAGUUUCCAGAUCUUUGUGUGUAUUAAGUGUCUUCUGAAGUCUGCAGGACAUUAUUUAGAGUAGAGUACAAUAAACAGACCAAGAUGAGUUUUCAAGUUCUUUGUUAAUUUAGAUUAAGUAAAUAGUUUUUUAGAAAAAAUGGUGGACCUACAGCACAUAGGAAUGAUUUUUAACCAAACUUUAAGUUUUUUUUUAAAACUAUUCUCUAAUAUUUGACAUUAGGUUUGUUAUGUUACCUUAUUAUUUCACUUAGUCAUUUUUCAUAUUUUGGUAGGUUUAAAAGUCAGAAGUAAAUAUUUCCUCUUCUUUUGCCAGCGUGUGCUAGUGUUUCAGAGACCAAAAAAAUGAGUUUACAGAAAUAUAAUUUCCUAGAAUUGGGGGCUAUAUCUGCAAUGCCUGGUGGCUUCCUUCCACCUGGGUUUCCAGAUUUGGGUAGAGUGCUUUUGGCGUGCUUACUGUUACCACAUGUAUCAGUGGAGCGAUAUCUUAGCUCCCUAUACUGUUGCUGUCUAGUAACUAUUUAUUCCAUUAUUUUGAAAUACAUUUAAAUAGGCAACCUUUUACCUGUUCAGUUUCACUAAUAAAUAUGACUGGUCAGACAAUUGUUAAAUAUUGUUCCUGGUGAAUGAUUAACAUAAUGUGCUUUUUAGAAAUCCAGCACAUGUGCUGUUUCCUGCCGAAAGUUGCAAUGUUCUGCUUGAGAGAUGUAAAUCCCUCCUCUUGGACCUCUGACUUGUGCAAUAUUUUUCAUGUCUUGUGUGUAUAGUUUACAGACUAUGCUUUUGAAAAUGCAGUAGUAUUUUGCUGUCUGAAUUACAACAAAUAAAUAUAUAUUUAGUAUAGCAACAAACUGAGGGCAUUUUAAAUGGAUAAGUACUUUAAAUACUAGUUCAUUUGUAAAAUUAUAAGCACAGAAGAUAAGAUUAUAUGAAAUGUUGGUCUGUGUAGUUUAGUAAAAUAGGUUUUUAAUGAUAUUUUGCAAAUUGAAAGAAAACUGUGGAUGAAUCAUCUUGAAAGUUAUACAUUUAGAUGUGUUUUCAAACAAAAGCAUUUUGCAAUUAUAUCUGUAUACAUUUUUGUUGCAUUUGACAAGUCUUCCUGUGAUUAUUGAAAACUGAUGUGCUAACUUUCAUAGGUUUAGAUACCUGAGUAUAAAUUUAAAUAGAUACAAAGAACCUAACUUUUUGUUAGCUCGGUACAUAAAACUGUACUGUACAGUAAGUUGCUUGGCCCGUGAUGGUAAUUGACAAUGUUGUCUUCCUGACCCAUUGCGAAAUUCUGUGCAUAAAAAUGAAAAGUUCUAAUAGUCCAGUGCUCUGAGCGAGCAGUGAGCUUUGUAGUCUAGGUCUAGCUGGAUUUUCUGAAGCAACUAAUGUAAUCAACUUACAUUCUCAAUACUUAAAUAUAUGUUUUUAAAUUUAGUAAAUCUUUGAAUGGGUCAGGGCUGAGAUGAAUAGUGUAAUAAACUAAUAACUCUUGUUAUACAUUUAUUAGGAAGCUAGUCAAUAUGUUAACUGUCCUUGGCAAUUUCCACACUUGCUGCAAAAUGUAGGGCUUCUGGAUUUUUAAACUUAAGUACAAUGUUCCUUUAAACUAUCUUUAAAGGAGUGAAAUAGCACAUUUCCAGAGAAAUUUCAGCUAUUUAGACCUAUGAGAUGACACAUCAAGACUUUCAGGAAGCAUUCACAAAACUCAGAAAGGUAAUUGAGACCUUUUUUUCAGUUUGACAGUGCAAUCACAGCUGUUAGUGGAUGACGAAACAACCUCUUACCUACAGCAUUCCGUUGUGAUUGUUACUGCUGCAACGUAUCAUCCUGAUCAGACCAGAGUCAACAGCAUUAGUAGAACUCGUUGUCACCUUAGUUUUUAGUUUUCACUUUUUGUUUUUUAAGGUAAGAUAUUAGAUUUUGACCUAUAUAAACAGAGUGUAUUUUUUUUAAUUAGAUGUAAGCUAGGGACGCAAUGUAAAACAAUCAUCCACACUGAUGUGAUUUUUAUAAAGUAACACUGUGCACAUUUGUACAAAAAAGAAAUAGAAUUAAAGAGUCUAAAGAAUAAGAAACAAAGAAUGUACUUUCAUUUGCACUCUUGUAGUACGCAGACUGUGGUGUAUAUACAGAAUUUUCUCAGAUUAACUAAAUUCUGUUGCAUGUAUACUGCAUGUGAAAAAUUAUAUUCAGCAUUUCAUGUACCAUUCAUUUGAAGUCUGUUGACGAAGAAUUUUUUUCAUUUAAUCACAAGAUAGGUUCCCACAUGUCCUAAAUUCAGACUAGUCUUGUUCAGGAUGUGCAGACGUUAAGGCACUAAAGAUCUGUAAUCUUUUGGGAUUUUGCCUGAUAUAUAAUUUCUUUCCUGCUGAAAACGCAGAGAGUCUGCAAAUUGAGUACCGUGGCCACUUUGAACAGAUGAGAAUUGAGGAUUUGUGGAAAUCUGCUGCAUAAUAUGUUGUACUCAUAGUUUACUGUAAGUAAUACAUUGUAGGUAUUUUGAAAUCAAAUUGUUCAGAAUGCUGUUUUUAUGUAUACAGUUGCUUUGAAUCCCUUAUUUCUUUCUGGUCUUGAAAAGAGUUGCAGAGCUUAGAAUACAAAGUGUGCAUACUGGGCUUGUAGUGUCUGUGACAGUUUGAAUACUGUUUGAAUGUUUAUCACUUCAUGUCCAGUUGACAUUUGUAUGUAUUCCAGCUUGUGCUUUAAAUUCUUUUAAAUGUAAUGUCACUUUGAGUAAUUAUGGUUUUUGAUAGCAGUUCAUUUUAAGGUAAAUUAAAAUUAUGUUAAUUCAGAAGAAACAACAUGAGCCUGUUCAGAGUAAGGCUAAUUUGUCUGUUUUAUUGAUGCCCAUACAUUCUGUACGGUUAGUGUUGAACCACUUUCAUGAAAUGUAAGAAUACACUGUGCAGUGUACAUUUCAGCAAUAAAAUAAACCAAAACGUUAAAAUA
Chrysemys picta bellii (western painted turtle) is the source of this 5989-nucleotide messenger RNA. It is a transcript of the gene EFR3A, whose product is annotated as EFR3 homolog A. The record is from RefSeq and is a predicted model, not a curated record. Gene Ontology annotation, biological process: protein localization to plasma membrane. Gene Ontology annotation, cellular component: plasma membrane. NCBI's taxonomy places the organism in Eukaryota, Metazoa, Chordata, Testudines, Emydidae.